AUGGCGCUGACCCCGGUGGACCGGAUCCAACGGUAUUUCGGCUCGGAGGUCGUGCCCUGGGCCGAAACUUGGGAGGCUGUGGCACUCUACUUUGCUUGGCUUAAUCAUUUUACCCUUUGGCUGGUCGCUCCAGCCGCGGUGGGGUUACUCUUCUACCUCCGUAUGCAUUUCUUUGGCUUCACCGUGGAUGAUGACCCCUUUUUGCCCUUCUAUUCGCUUUUUGUGGUCUUCUGGGGCAUGUGCUUUUUGCGAAGCUGGGACCGGCACUGUGCCGUCCAAGCCUGGCACUGGAACGUACACGGGGUGGAGAACAGACCCGAACACCGCGCGGAGUUCGUCGGGGAGCUGCGCACCAGCCGAGUCACUGGGCAGCUUCACAGGUACUACCCGGAGGGGAAACGCUUCCUGGCCUACGCUCUUUCCGUGAUUUCCUUUUGUGUGAUGAUUUGCUCCUUGAACUUGCAGGGCUUCAUGGAAGAGUCCGUAACCUCUUUGGAGCAGAUCUUCUACAUUGCACCGUUGGCACGCUUGGCUGACCAUGGGGCUAUCUUCGACCCAAACCAGAAAGAGUACUUCGGCCUCCUGGCCUUUGGCCCCAUCGUUCUCCAUGUCUUUGCGAUCAUGAACCUGAACAAGCUCUACCGUUCGGUGGCCGAGUGGCUCACGGAACAAGAGAACCACGAGUUGUUGGAACAUCAUCAAAGCAGCUUGAUGGCGAAGAGGUUCAUGUUCGAAGCCUUUGAUUGCUACAUUGUGCUCUUCUACGUGGGCUUUGUGCAACAGGACAUUCGAAAGCUACGACAAGAGCUGCUGUGUUUGUAUGGCGUGGACAGCUUGCGGCGAGUCUUUGUGGAGAGUAUCCUUCCUCUCGUCUUGGAGCUCAUCAGCAAGCGGCAGCUCUCCCGAAAGGCUGCGGAGCUCAAGAGGCCUGAGCGAGACAUGAGUCGGGAGAUGGCGUGCCAAGCAGAUGGGAGCUGCGAGAAGCCCAAGAACAAGGGUGGAGGAGUGGUGCUCUUGCAAGGAGUCAAGCGGCAUGGCAAAGUCCAGGAGCACUUGCAAAGCGAGGAUGAGGAAUGUACGCCCUUGGGCGGUGAUCCCUACUACCCCUACUUCCGGGAAUGUUGUCAAGGCACCAAGCAAUGUGGCCCCUACUACCAGGAGAGCUGGGGCGGCUGGUCCUUCGAGUGCAAGCAUUCCUGCAACAAGAAGGAGAAGGAGGAUGACUGUGGCUGUGUGCCCCCAGAAGGCUGGUCGACCACGGUGCAAAAAUGCCGCCCUGAAUCCACCACCUCUGAAGCCGAGGCCAAGGAGUGCCGCGACAAGACCUCCACCACCGCGAGCACCACCAGCACCAGCAGCAAGGCUGCCGAGGCGGAUGACUGUGGCUGCAUCCCUCCCGAAGGCUGGUCUACCACCGUCCAAAAAUGCCGUAUUGAGUCUAGCACCUCGGAAGCGGAGGCCAAGGAGUGUCGCGACAAGACCUCGACCACGGUGAGCACUGCCAGCACCACUACCGGGCCCACCACCACCUGGACCGGCGGCACUGGGCCCACACCCACCGUGCUGACCAUCAUGUCUUGGAACGUUUUCUUUGGGAACACCCGGUACGAUGCCAUGGACCGCAUGUUCAAGGCACAUGACGUGGACAUCGCCAACUUACAGGAGACGAACAACAAGUUAGCGAACAUCGCGGAGGCGUCCGGCUAUGCGUCGGUGAAUGAAUGGAAGCAGCCCCACGAUUGGUGUGGCUACAACUUCCACAAGCCCGACUGGGGCCACGCUUGGGCCACUGAACUUGAAGUACCUGGAUCCAGAGGGGUUUGUGGUGCCAUGAUGUACAAGGGAGAUGCUAAGUUCUGCGUGUGGGGUCUUCACCCCAUUCAGCGGAACAACAAUGUGAAGUAUGCGAAGGAGUCCAUCAAGAUCGCAGCUGAUGCCAUGAAGAAAUGCUCAGAAGAGUACAACGCUCCAUCGAUUUUCCUCGGCGAUUUCAAUACCUUGGACUGGAGGGGCGCGCAACAUGAGCUCGAGAAGCGGACCGGCUGGGGAUGGCAGCUGGCAGCAAAGCAUGAUAUCGACUUCAUUUUCAUUCAGACAUACCCACUCAAAGUCGGAGAGGUGAUCUCCAGCCAGAUUGUGGGUGACGGCACGUGCUGGCCCGGCUUUCCGCCCAACAAUGGGAUCUCCAGAGAGUGGAGAUCUCAGGCGAUACACCCGGCCCAGGGGGUGGCGCCGACGCGGGGGCAUUUUGGUGUGGCGUUCUUCGAGGUGCAGGUGGUGAGGCGUGCAAUGAUUUCCGGCUGGUCACCUGUUUCAGUCGUUGCAGUGAAUUUGAUCUUCACGGCAAAGCCGCUUAGGUUGGAACAAGCGCAUUUUUUGGAGGCCCUGGAGGUCCUGGAUCAGCCUCACUACGAGCAGUUCGACGACUUCCUGGAAAUGGUCAUAGAGUUCGGCUAUGUGACGCUUUUUGCAUCAGCCUUUCCUUUGGCAGCUGUAGUGUCACUCGUUAGCAAUUUGAUUGAGUUGAAGUCUGACAUGUUCAAGCUGGCCUGCGUGUAUCAGAGACCAAUCUCUCACCGCAUGAAAUCCAUCGGAAUCUGGAGACAACUACUGCACAUCAUCGCAGGCAUCUCCAUCAUCACGAAUGUGAUGAUCUUCGUGAUGAGUGAGCAAUUGGCUUCUUGGACGCCUUCCUUGUACCGAGAGGCCAGCCUGGAGGAUGUACAACAAGGACGUUUGGCCUCAGCGGUCGACCAAGCAGCAGGAACAGCGGACUUGGUCAUCCGCCAGGGUGCCGGCCGCUAUGUGAUUUUUUUUGCAGCAGUUUUGGAGCACCUCGUGGCGGUGGCUGUGGUGGUGUUGAUGCUGGCCAUUCCAAGCACGCCGGACUGGGUGAAGUGUGAGAUCCGCCGCACGAUGCACUUCAAAGAUAUGAGAGCCAAAGCUGCUGCCGAUUCUCGGAAGAGCUGA
This is a messenger RNA of Durusdinium trenchii, 2970 nucleotides long. Lineage: Eukaryota; Dinophyceae; Suessiales; Symbiodiniaceae. The record is from the annotation of a GenBank genome assembly.